AUGGAGUCCGAGACGACUCCAUUGCAUCAGCGCUCAACUUCGCUACAAUAUAAUCUGCACAUUUGGAGGCGCGAGGAAGCGCGCCAACGUGAUCUCAGACGAGGUGGCGCCUUCUUUCUUGCGCUAUGUGUCAUCAGUCUCAUAAUCAUCAACUUGGCUGAACAUCUCGACGACGGAAAGAGUAAGACGGCAGAUCCACAAGUGGAGAUUCGGGCUGCGACGCAACCUGAUCCAGCAAACACGACAGCACUCGACAAUCAAGUCUAUUGUGGACUCACCAUCCAAGACUCUGGGUGCAUUAAGCUACCUAACAACGGCGACGAUCACUUUACCUACUGGUACUUCGAGUCGCGUAAUCAACCAUCCACUGAUCCGCUUGUGCUGUGGCUCACAGGAGGAUUCGAAUGCUCCAGCAUGGUAGCAAUGCUUACAGAGAAUGGACCAUGCCAUGUGCUGCCUGAUCUGACAACAAAACUCAAUCCGUACUCGUGGACGAACAAGAGCAACGUCGUGUGGUUGACUGCAGUUGGCAUUAUACACGGUGACAAACACGAUACUGACAAUAACGAAGACAAAGUGGGUGAAAAUAUCUACUAUUUUCUACAAGAAUUUUUUCAAAAGCACCCCGAGUUGGCGAACCGCGAUUUUUACAUUACUGGCGAGAGCUAUGGGGGACAUUAUGUUCCGGUGGCAGCGCAUUAUGUGUGGCAAAAAAAUAAGCAAAUUGCUGGAACUACGUUUAUUAAUCUUAAAGGCAUUGCUAUUGGCAAUGGGCUCGUCCAAGCUGCAAUUCAAAUGCCACACUACAUCGAUAUGGCCAUCAAGAAUGCGUACAACAUUUCGUUAGUUGACAAGGCCCAGCUGGAUGAGAUGAAGGCGGUGAUGCCUAAUUGUAAAAAUCUACUAGAGCAGUGUUCACACAAAAAGACGGCGUGUGGUACGGUUGAGGACUAUUGCAUCCAAAAGCUGUUUGACCCGAUGCUCAAGGCUAAACGUAACCCGUACGACAUCCGUUUGCCAUGCAAAACCCACGGUGUUGACACCGAGUUUUAUGAUAUGUCAUAUGUUUCUGAAUACAUCAACGCGCCGAAUGUUCGCGAAUUUCUUGGAUUGGACUCGAAGCUCGUUGGAGAAUGGCAGCAAAGUAACUUGAACAUACACGAUGCUUUAUUAAAAUCGGCUAGUCCAGCUAAACCAUUUGACUCGUACGUGGCUGAUUUACUAAAUGCCGGCGUACGCGUGCUCAUAUACGCGGGUGAUGCCGAUCUCGUGUGCAAUUGGCAUGGAAUUGAAGCCUGGACACUUGCGUUGCAGUGGAAAGGCAAAGACGGCUUUAAUGCUGCGCAGGAGACUUCCUUUAUCACAACUAAUGGAACAACGGCUGGCCUACUGCGAUCGUUCGCUAACCAACUUACGUUCUUGCGCAUUUUCAGCUCUGGUCACUUCAUGCUCAAGGACCAGCCAGCAGUUGCGCUUGAUAUGCUCAACAAAUUUCUUGCUUCUGAUAACUUUUAG
This is a messenger RNA of Plasmopara halstedii, 1515 nucleotides long. Its product is annotated as serine protease family. The coding region runs from base 1 to 1515 and encodes 504 amino acids. Gene Ontology annotation, molecular function: serine-type carboxypeptidase activity. The transcript has a single exon. NCBI's taxonomy places the organism in Eukaryota, Oomycota, Peronosporomycetes, Peronosporales, Peronosporaceae. The record is from RefSeq and is a predicted model, not a curated record. Gene Ontology annotation, biological process: proteolysis.